Messenger RNA from Scheffersomyces coipomensis, 2040 nucleotides. It is a transcript of the gene ALG11, whose product is annotated as alpha-1,2-mannosyltransferase. Gene Ontology annotation, cellular component: endoplasmic reticulum membrane. Gene Ontology annotation, molecular function: GDP-Man:Man(3)GlcNAc(2)-PP-Dol alpha-1,2-mannosyltransferase activity. The transcript has a single exon. Gene Ontology annotation, biological process: protein N-linked glycosylation. Lineage: Eukaryota; Fungi; Ascomycota; Pichiomycetes; Serinales; Debaryomycetaceae. Bases 144 to 1982 code for a protein of 612 amino acids. The record is from RefSeq and is a predicted model, not a curated record.
CUAUCUAUCUAUCAAUUGAUUGCAAAUAAUUAAAUUUUUCACUUUUGAUUAUAAAUAAGUUGAUAUAUAAGUAGCUCCCAAUUGACUAUUGGUGAAAUUUAUUACUUCAUUUCUUUAAUUGAUAGUAACUAACUUAUCUUAUCAUGUACUUUAUUAUUAUUACUUUAUUAAUAGGGUAUAUCAUUUAUCAAGCUAUAACUAAUGCUUUACCUCAUCAUUUCCUCGUUCCAUCUCAACAUUGGAAAGAUAAAAUUAUAAAAGUCAUUAAUCAUGAUAAACCGAUCUAUCUUCAAGUUGGAUCGAAACGUUCAAGUUUUAGAAGAAGAUUAAUCUUAGCUAGUAUUCAACCAUCAUUUUAUACAAACUUUAUUAAUAAUAAAAUCAAAAUUCAACCUCAAGAUUGUCAAAAUAUCAAUAAUGAAUUCAUAAAUGAAAUGACAAAACGAGAUAUUAAUGAUCCCAAUCGAAAAAUCAUCUAUGGAUUUUUCCAUCCUUAUGCAAAUAAUGGUGGUGGAGGUGAAAGAGUAUUAUGGGAAGCUGUGAAGGCAACCUUAUUAGCUGAUGAUAAAAAUAUCGCCGUGAUCUAUACUACCAAUACUGAUGUUGAACCAUUACAAAUCUUACAAAAUGUAUCCAACAAGUUUGAUAUCAAAAACUUGGAUUCAAGUCGAGUAUUAUUCAUUUAUUUAAGAAGAUUCAAUAAUCUUAUCGAUGGGAAUUAUUGGAAACAUUUCACUCUAGUAGGUCAAUUAAUCGGAUCCAUGUUAUUAUCGUUAGAAGCCAUGCAAGAAUUAUCCCCUGAUGUAUGGAUUGAUACUAUUGGAUUACCAGGAAGUUAUUGGCCAGUAAGUCUUAUUCUUAAAAUCCCUAUCUUGGCCUAUGUUCAUUAUCCUAUCAUCCAACCUGAAAUGUUUAAUAAAUUGAAAUUUAAAUCAUUGAAAUUAUCUGAAUUAACUCAAUUCUCUCCAUCCAAACCAAGAGAUUAUAUCGAAUUGUUUAAAUUGGUAUAUUGGAGUUUAUUAUAUUUCUUUUAUUCAUUCUUAGGGUCAAGAGUUGAUAUAACAUUAGCCAAUGGGACAUGGACAUUCAAUCAUUUAGAAUCAAUCUGGGCUUUCAAUCGUGCAUUUGGAAAUCAAUUGGAAAUCUUAUAUCCUCCAUGUGGAACAGAAGAUUUAAACACCACUGAAAUAUCUACUAGAGUCAAUAAACUAUUAUAUGUGGCUCAAUUCAGACCUGAAAAACGUCAUGGUUUAAUCUUAACAGAAUAUCAUCAAUUCUUAACUAAGAACUUCCCUAAUUCUCCUAAAAGUGAAUCUAUCCCCACUAUAGUAUUUCUUGGAUCAUGUCGUACACCAGAUGAUACAGCCGUAUUAGAAUCCUUAAAACACCAAGUUGAAACAUUAAAUUUGGACGAGUAUGUUGAAUUCAUAGUGGAUCAACCUUAUAAAGAAGUAAUCCAUUGGCUAUCAAUAAGUAAAUUCGGUUUAAAUGCGAUGUGGAAUGAACAUUUUGGAAUUGGGGUGGUGGAAUAUUUAGCAAGAGGAGUGAUACCGAUUGUUCAUGCUUCGGCGGGUCCAUAUUUAGAUAUCGUCACUGGAUGGAAUAAAGAAUCUCAAGAUGAUUCAUGGUAUAAUGAUACAGGAUUCUUCUUUAAGAGUUAUGAUGAUGUUGAUUUUGAUCCUUCUAUUCAAGAUAAAGAAAGUUCAGAUUAUUUAUCAUUUGAAGUAGGUACCUCUCCAGAAUCAUCAGUGGUUAAAUUCCCCACUUUGGAAACUGUCUUAACCGAAUUAUUCAUCACUAACCCUGAUCUCGUCAAUGACACUAAAUUAUCCACCAUGAGAGAAAAUGGUUCGAAAUUAGUAUUGCAAAAGUUCUCCAAUAAGGAAUUUGAUGCUCAAUGGAUUGAAUAUUUAUCAAGCUUAGAAUCUUUAGAAAAGAAAUUCAGAGAAGAAAGACGAGAUAAAGUUGGUAUGGUCUAUUAGUCGUAAUCUUGUACAUAAUCCUCCUUAAUAUAUAAUCAUCAUCAUCUAAACCCUAUUG